GCCCAUGUUUAUCUUACGGUCACAUGCAAAUGAAAAGCUUCACCCAUGAUUUUCUGUUGGGUACUAAUCAUUCUGUCUUCAACAGGCUGCGUCAUAUUACUGUAACAAGCUGGGAUUUGAGCCUUUGGCCUACCAAGGUUUGGAGACAGGCAGUCGAGAAACAGUGUCCCAUGUAGUCAAACAAGGCAAGAUUAUAUAUGUGUUCUCAUCUGCCCUCAAUCCUGGAAACAAAGAGAUGGGAGAUCAUUUAAUCAAGCACGGGGACGGAGUGAAAGAUAUCGCAUUUACAGUGGAGAACUGUGACUUCCUGGUGCAGAAAGCCCGUGAGCGAGGUGCAAUAAUUAUAAAGGAGCCCUACACCCUGGAGGACAAGUAUGGUAAAGUCAGGCUGGCUGUGCUUCAAACGUAUGGUGACACCACACACACAUUUGUGGAGAGGACAGGAUACAGUGGGUUGUUUCUACCAGGUUUCAAUCCCCCUUUGUUCAAGGACCCUUUAUUAGCAAAACUACCAAGUGGAAAACUGAACUUCAUCGAUCAUGUUGUUGGAAACCAACCAGACGAAGAGAUGGUUCCAGUGGUUGAAUGGUAUCAGAGGAACCUUCUCUUUCACCGCUUCUGGUCAGUAGAUGACAAGCAGCUUCAGACAGAGUUCAGUGCACUGCGCUCCAUUGUGGUGGCAAACCACGAGGAGACUGUGAAGAUGCCCAUCAACGAGCCUGCCAUGGGGAAGAGAAAGUCUCAAAUCCAGGAGUAUGUGGAGUACUAUGGAGGUCCAGGAGUGCAGCACAUUGCCAUGAACACAUCAGAUAUUAUCACCGCAAUUCGUAACCUGAAGGAGCGUGGGAUGGAGUUUAUGUCUGUGCCUGACACCUACUACGAGCAGCUGAGGGAGAAGUUAAAACACUCAAAGGUCAAAGUCACAGAAGACCUGGAUGUCCUGCAGGAGCUGAAGAUCUUGGUGGACUACGAUGACAAUGGCUAUUUACUUCAGAUCUUUACCAAGCCAGUCCAGGAUCGCCCCACUGUGUUCUUGGAAGUCAUUCAGAGACAUAACCACCAGGGCUUUGGUGCAGGAAACUUCAAGUCUCUUUUUGAAGCCAUUGAAGCAGACCAACAUGCUAGAGGAAAUCUGACCAUCCUGACACCAAAUGGAGUUUCAAAGAGCAUGUGAUCCCAGUGUUAAAAUUACAUUACAGUCUUAAUAACUAUCAAUUUACUAUGAAAAGACAGUCUGUUGAGGGUCUUGUUUACUUUUUGAGAGUAUUAUACUGGUAACACGCUAGAUCAAUGCUCUGAUAUUGUCAGAUGCACGAUACGAACGCACAUGGCAUGUUUAUUCAUGUUACUUUUUUUAUUUUUUGUGACAUGCAUGUUUUAGUACAAUGUAACAUUUAUUUUUAAGUAUGUGUUCAAAAGUACUUCAUUAUAAUCUCCCCCGACUUUUAUGAAAGAUGAUCUUCUGAGUUUGUAUCAGUUAUCAAGAAGAACAACAUUAACAAGAAAACCAGUAUUAUUGAUACAAGCUUGACUCAAGCAUAACACCAUUUAAAUUCUCAUAAAUGAAAACAUUUAACUGUACAUGUAUGUUAUGAUUUGGACAAUGAGGUCAACAGAUAUUUCAUUGUAACAGACUUUUUUGCAUGAUAUUUGAGAUGCCUAUUUUUCCUCCAUGUUGGACAAGACAGCAGUUGGUAUGUGUGAAACAACAGAUAUGUUAUUAUACUGUGAUGUACAACCAAAAGUAGCAUCUUGUUAUAUGCUUAUGUUUAAACAGAAAAAGAAUAAAUAGUUUUGACAGUGGUAACCAGGGCUUAUAGGUCGAGUCUUCUUCAUAAUCAUACCAUCUUUUGAUUAAGUAAAGUUCCAGAUGUUUGGUCCCAUUCCUGUUGUAAGUGCUGUUCAGGGUAGUUUAUUAACUCAUUAUUACACCGAGCAGCACCACUCCAGCACUCUGCAAGUGCAUCUCUGAGCUCCUGUAUGACCUCCAGACAGUUAGCAACUGUGCAUUUGAAUAUUAUUAAAAUUACUCUUUUUCAAACAU
Molecule: messenger RNA, 2044 nt
Organism: Thunnus maccoyii (southern bluefin tuna)
Lineage: Eukaryota; Metazoa; Chordata; Actinopteri; Scombriformes; Scombridae
Gene: hpdb
Product: 4-hydroxyphenylpyruvate dioxygenase b
Exons: 11
Coding region: 236-1174 (312 amino acids)
Biological process (GO): L-tyrosine catabolic process
Cellular component (GO): Golgi membrane; endoplasmic reticulum membrane
Molecular function (GO): 4-hydroxyphenylpyruvate dioxygenase activity
Source: RefSeq, a predicted model, not a curated record